This is a messenger RNA of Hydatigera taeniaeformis, 534 nucleotides long. The record is from the annotation of a GenBank genome assembly. Lineage: Eukaryota; Metazoa; Platyhelminthes; Cestoda; Cyclophyllidea; Taeniidae.
AUGAUCUUCGGUGGCGUUACCAUCGCCAUCACCAGCCUUGGCUACGUCGGUGCUUUCUUCAUAAACCUUCGCGUCAUUCGAGUGUUCAUCUCUCUCAGCAUACUGGUCUUCGUUGGUCAACUUACCGCCGGACUAACGCUUUAUAACAUCCGAGAAGACUUUGUAUCGGCGAGUUCGAAGGAGAUUCGCCAGUUAAUCGCAGAGGCUGAAAUCUAUGGCAACUCAGAGGCUGCCUUGAUGCUGGAGAUCAUUCAAACACGGUAUAAAUGCUGCGGUGCUGAUGGACAAGGCGACUGGAAUCUAGGACCCCCCCUCUCCUGUUGCGUCAAUCCAAACCUUCUCGAUGGUGUUUGCGGGUAUCCGGGGCUGUAUGUGAGAGGCUGUGCAUCUUCCAUAUACAGGUACAUAGAAUCCACAGCAUAUAUCUGGCUCUACGUGUUGAUAGCUCUCCUCUUAGAUGAAUUUGUCCUCAUUAUCGCCUCCUACUCGUUACAAAUGUAUGUGCCCCUAUAUUCGGCUCUACGGACCAACUGA